AUGGCCAAGGGAGAAUCAUCCACCCAGCAGGCUGAUGGCUCUGCCGUCAAGACCCAGGGCGCUGCCGACAAGGCCGCCAACCCGAUGCGCGAGCUUCGCAUCCAGAAGCUCGUUCUGAACAUCUCCGUCGGCGAGUCUGGUGACAGACUUACCCGUGCCGCCAAGGUGCUGGAACAGCUGUCCGGUCAAACUCCCGUCUACUCCAAGGCCCGCUACACCGUCCGUACUUUCGGUAUCCGUCGUAACGAGAAGAUCGCUGUCCACGUCACCGUCCGUGGCCCCAAGGCCGAGGAGAUUCUCGAGCGUGGCCUCAAGGUCAAGGAGUACGAGCUCCGCAAGCGCAACUUCUCUGAGACCGGCAACUUCGGUUUCGGUAUCUCCGAGCACAUCGAUCUGGGAAUCAAGUACGACCCAGGUAUUGGUAUUUACGGCAUGGAMUUCUACUGCUGCAUGACCCGUCCAGGUGAGCGUGUUGCCAAGCGUCGCCGUGCGAAGGCUCGUGUCGGUGCUUCCCACCGCAUCAACCAGCAGGAGACCAUCAAGUGGUACAAGAACCGAUUCGAGGGCAUCGUUCGGUAA
Messenger RNA from Ramularia collo-cygni, 579 nucleotides. Its product is annotated as probable 60S ribosomal protein L11. Gene Ontology annotation, biological process: translation. The record is from RefSeq and is a predicted model, not a curated record. Lineage: Eukaryota; Fungi; Ascomycota; Dothideomycetes; Mycosphaerellales; Mycosphaerellaceae. Gene Ontology annotation, cellular component: cytosolic large ribosomal subunit; ribosome. Bases 1 to 579 code for a protein of 192 amino acids. The transcript has 3 exons. Gene Ontology annotation, molecular function: structural constituent of ribosome; RNA binding.